CUGCCGCCUCUCUCCGCUAAAUCCACCUAGCUGAAGAUCUCUCCCUCUCUCACCAAUAACUCUCUUUUGGACCAUCCCGUUCCAGGAGGGGGGAAAGGGAAUAAAUUAAAUUGAAUGGCUAAACGGUUUUCAAAGCUCUGUAUGUCUACAGCUAAAUAAUCAAAUGAUCAAAUGAUGAUCAUUAAUUUGAUCAAUCAUGCAACAUAUACCCCCUAGCGUUAGUCUAUGCCUACUACCUGACCGACAGCCUACUAUUUUAGAAGAUCUGAAAGUGUUCUGGAGUCAAAUCAAAUCAUGGUUAUCAGAUUAAAAUGUGACAGUGUGUGGGUCACAUCUUCCCAUACUUUUUCAACCCUCGGUUGGAAGGUAACUUUCUCAACUUUCGCCUUCACACUUGUCUGAAUGUGCUUCGAGGAUAUCCUAUUACGAUGAUGCCAACCUCCUGUGCUUCAUGUCUGCAUACCACAGCGAAGAGACUUACCUCAGGCCAUUGGACCAGACAGGACGAUCUAUUCUGAUCCCAGUCCAAACCCACAAGGUGGCCCUGCUGCCUCACCAUGCCCAAAGAGGACAAACCUCCUGCCUAUGAAGAAGCCAUCUCCUCUACCAAGUAUGAGGACUCCAGGCAUCAUCCACCGAACGGGCACCACGACUCUGGCGUCGGGCCCGAUCCUCCAACACCGCCGCCGGCUUACAGCCCAGGGCCUGGCACCUACCCUAGGCAGCCCGGCUACGGCGGCUACCCCCCUGCUGGCAGCAUGGUGGCUGGGACUGUCUUCCCUCCAGCCGGGAUGCCACCCUCCAUAAUACCCACUCUGUCCGCCGGAGUGUCAGACCACAGCCAAGGCGAUAUGGAUGAUUUUCUAAGCGAUCAAUGGGAGAGUGUUUCUGUCCGGCAUGCUUUCAUCAGAAAAGUAAGUGUUUUAUUUAUUAAUGCGUUUAUAGCAGACACACGUGUUCAUCAUCAAUAUUCUAGUUUGUCUGUAUUUGAGCAGGUGUACUUCAUUUUGGCUGCGCAACUUUCCUUCACUGUUGCGAUUGUAGCUGUGUUCACGUUUGUUGACCCAGUGAGACAGUUUGUCAUCGCUUACCCAGCUCUGUACUGGGCGUCAUUUGGAAUUUAUUUUGUAGUUUACUGUGUUCUCAUCUGCUGUAAGGAGGCAAGGAGGCGCUUUCCAUGGAAUUUUGUGCUACUAAUUAUUUUUACAGUUGCAAUGUCAUACAUGACUGGAACCAUCGCAAGCUACUAUGACACAAAAGCUGUGUUUCUCGCCAUGGGCAUUACGACAAUAGUUUGUUUGGCGGUCACAAUCUUCUGCUUCCAAACCAAGGUGGACUUCACUUCCUGCGGCGGUCUCCUGUGCAUCCUGGCCGUGCUGCUCAUGAUCCUGGGCGUCAUCACGGCCGUGGUGCUCUCCUUCCAAUAUAUCCCCUGGCUCCACAUGCUCUACGCUGCAAUAGGAGCCGUCAUUUACACGCUGUUCCUGGCCUACAACACCCAGCUCCUCCUGGGUAACCGCGAGCUGGCCCUCAGCCCGGAGGAGUACGUCUACGGAGCCCUCUCCCUCUACAUCGACAUUGUUCAGAUCUUCCUGUUCAUCUUGGAGAUCGGCGGAGCAGCCUUGGAGUAAGAGAGAAGGCCGUGGAGACCCGUCCCUGGCCUGGACAUAAUAUCGGCCUUCUUUGAUGUAUUUGAUCUGUUCCAAGGCUGUACGAGUUCAUUGUUAGGUGUUGAUUAAACUGCAUUUAUUGGAAGUGGUUUAACUUUAAUUGAUAAGUAUAGCAAUCAUGAGCAUUGAAAUGACACUGGCCCAUGUUACAGAAAAAGAAGGGCAGAGUAAGUGUAUCUCUGCGUGUUCAUGAAUGUAUGGAGAAGAUGGCUACAGCGGUCAGAUCUUGAUAAAAUCUGAUUUGUUGUUGCAGUGAGUAGUUUCCCCACUAUAGUAAAUGUAUGUACCAUGUUGUGACCAGAUAUCAGUAUUGUUUUAGAAUAUUCCUGAUUUUGUAUGUUAUAACAUUAAAACAUCUUGAUCACUCCAUCAGCUCUGUAAACCAGGUGAGUGGAUAUACUGUAUUCAUCCCUGUGUGUAACCUCAUCAUAUUUGGUUCUUUAGGACUAGUUUAGUUCGAAAUGGUUACUUACUGACCCACCCAUCUUAUCAUACAAUACUUUUUCCAGGAGUAAAAAGUAACCUAUCCAGGGUUGGAUUUAUGAUGUCAUAAUAUCACUAACUGCUUUUUAACGUAGGCGAAUACUGCCAUCCAAACAUUUGAGAUGUCAGCCAAUGAACUUGGCUUUGCACCGGGACUAAAAUCAACUCGGGGGAGCUUUUAUACCCCCUCAACCAAUGAGGUUUGGGGAGAAAAAGCGAUUCCGAACCAAUGUGAUGGCUGCAGUGAAAGGAAGGGGAAUUGUGCAGGUGUGUUUAUUACCGCGUUAUCAGGGCUGAAAGCCAACCUAAUCUCAAAUUCCCAACCAAUCCUGGGUUCACCCUCAAGACACCCUUUCAAG
Messenger RNA from Gadus morhua (Atlantic cod), 2512 nucleotides. RefSeq names its product protein lifeguard 3-like. Lineage: Eukaryota; Metazoa; Chordata; Actinopteri; Gadiformes; Gadidae. Gene Ontology annotation, cellular component: membrane; Golgi apparatus; endoplasmic reticulum. The transcript has 11 exons. The record is from RefSeq and is a predicted model, not a curated record. Bases 558 to 1631 code for a protein of 357 amino acids. Gene Ontology annotation, biological process: negative regulation of apoptotic signaling pathway.